Vanderwaltozyma polyspora DSM 70294 is the source of this 894-nucleotide messenger RNA. RefSeq lists its product as uncharacterized. The transcript has a single exon. Lineage: Eukaryota; Fungi; Ascomycota; Saccharomycetes; Saccharomycetales; Saccharomycetaceae. The record is from RefSeq and is a predicted model, not a curated record. Bases 1 to 894 code for a protein of 297 amino acids.
AUGUCCAGUUUAAAUAUAUUAAAUAACAUAUCAAAUAAAUAUUAUAAAGCUUGUUUCGCUGCUUAUGUUGGCGAUUUUGAUAAUUUUUAUAAGAAUUUCAUUGGUACUGAAUUAGUAUAUUUUCGUGGAUAUAAGGAUGAUGAAGUUAAAUUGGGAGAGCUUGAUUUAAAUAAUGCUUUAACUUAUUAUAUUUCCAGAGGUUGUAGGUUUAGUUUUACAUUUGCUUAUAAAUUACGAAAUUCGGGUAUUGCUUUGAAUAAAUAUAUCUUGAGGAAUAUUUCAGCUAGAUUUAUUAUGAGUAAUUAUUUAGAUGAUGAUGUAGUUAAAAAUUAUGUUCCUGCUUGUAUUUGGUAUCCUAAUAUCCCCUUGAAAGAAACUUGUUUGAAAUUGAUUAAGAUAAAUGAUUUAUAUAAUUAUUUAGUUUAUUUUAUAUGUGUUUUUAAUAGUUGGAAUGAUGUUUAUUCUAGUUUAAAUUUAGUUCAAUUGUUUCGUUCUAGUAUUUCAUUGGCUAAAAAAUUCAAUAAUUAUGGUAUGUUGAAUUUUUGUAAUGAAGAUGAUAUAAUUGAUUCUUCUUUUAAUAAUAGUUUUAUAAAAUUUGGUAAUCAUUUAACGUAUAAUAGAAAAGUAAAAGAUGUAGAUAGUGAUGAUAUUUAUAUUAAUCAUUUUUUCUCUCAAAAGGUUUUUACUAAAUAUAAUAUGAGUUUAAUUCAUGAUGAAUUAUUAGAGUAUUCUUGGGAUGAAUAUGAUUCUGAUUGUUAUAUGUUAGAUAAAUUUGAUAAUACUUUAGGGUUGGGAUUUUUAGAUUAUAAUCAAUUGGAUCAGAAUAUAAUUUAUAAUGAAUUAUAUGAAACUUCUUUGAAUUUAGAAUAUUAUAAUCUCACAAUUGAUCGAUAA